GAAUUGUGCGUCAAAUUUAGUUUUGGUAAUUGAGAACAACUUUUGUAAAUUGUAAUCGAAAAGCGUUUUUAACGUGGAUAAAUAAAAUCAAUUGCCAAUUGAUACGCCAGCAUGCCGGUGGUGGACCUGACUGUCGAUCGCAAUCUGCUGUGCCCCAACUUCGACGGCUACAAGCUCUCCUUCGAUGCGGUGCCGGUGCUCCGCCAAGGCUUCGAUCGCGAUCCGCUCAAGCUGGAGCCGCACCUGAAUCAAUAUUCGCUGCUGCAUGUGGAGCUCUUCGCCAAACACAAUCUGCUCUUCUCGGAUCCGUGGGCCCGUCACAACAGCUACUACAUGAACAAGGCCCACCAGCUGGUGCUCUGCUCCUACGAUGAGCAGCACGGCCAGCCGCGCGCCCAGCGUGUCGUCUAUACGAUGCGGCGCGAGGAUCACGGCGACGGCUAUCAGCAUCUGGUCGGCGACUACAACUAUACGCUGCGCUUCAUAUCCGAGAAGUACUGCGUGGUGUGCGACGGCAUGCUGACCUACCAUCUGCUGGAGACCGGCGAUCGCAGGCGCGACACCAGCUGGCAGCUGGUCACCCGGUCGCCGGUGACCAGCGACAUGGAGCAGCGCGGCUUUGUGCUAUACGAUGCGCGGCUGGACAUGGUGCAGGAGCGCAAGCAAAUCUCGCUGAUUGGCGGCCAUGUGAGGCGACGCGAGGCCGCAACGCCGCAGCAGGCGGACGUGCAUGUGAUGCAGCUGAUCUGGUCGCGCUGGACGCUGGACAGCCUGCCCGAGGCGGGCUGGUCGUACAAUCUGUGCGAGCAGCUGGAGACGCCCGGCUCCAUAUACUAUUGUGCCUUUGAGCCGCGCGCCGAAUCCCUGAUCGUCUGCUCGAACGGUCAGCUCCAGACGCGGGCUCAGCGCGAUGCGGAGCUAAACGCAGAGCAGGAGCAGGAGCAGUUGGAGGAGCAGGUGAUGGAGGAGGGGCAGGAUGAGGAGGAGGAGGGGCAGGAGACGGCGGAGCAACCGCCGGAGCCAGAGCGUCUGCCCAUACCAAAUCUGGAGGAACCCAUCGAAGAAUGUGACUUUCCAUUGGGCAGCAGCGAUGACGACAUCAAAAUGGUUCGCUUCAAUCUGAGCACAUCCGGGAUUACACACACGAUAUUCCUGGGCGCAAUACCGCCAUUGUUUGCGACCUCGCUGCGCGCCGGGUAUCCGGCGGCAUUUGUGACACGUCAGGGCGUGGACGCGUCCGUUUGGCUGCAAUUGUAUCAGCCGUCGAAGCCGGGCGAGUGGGGUGUGCGGCACGAGGGCAAUCUGCAUGCGUUCGGCUAUGUGCAGGCAUCCAAGCAGCAGCGCAAGUUUAUUGACUGUUGCCCCCAGCUGGAGUAUGCGGUUAUAUCGGAGAGUUAUCGGCAUUUGUUUAUAUAUAAGCCGCGCUACGAUUCCGCCGGGGGAUUGCGCAAUCGCAACGGGCCGCAGGUGGUUAUUGGCAAACAGAAUUUGGUCACACUGGACGACGAUCUGGGCGAGGUGCUCGGUCUGGUAACUGCAACAAAUGUGAUUACGGUGCUCACCGAACAUGCUGUACUCUAUCUACAGGUUUAGUUUGUAUUUAAAAUGGAAAAAAGAAAGAAACAACA
This is a messenger RNA of Drosophila novamexicana, 1628 nucleotides long. RefSeq names its product nudC domain-containing protein 1. The transcript has 3 exons. The coding region runs from base 112 to 1593 and encodes 493 amino acids. The record is from RefSeq and is a predicted model, not a curated record. NCBI's taxonomy places the organism in Eukaryota, Metazoa, Arthropoda, Insecta, Diptera, Drosophilidae.